Molecule: messenger RNA, 1949 nt
Organism: Populus trichocarpa (black cottonwood)
Lineage: Eukaryota; Viridiplantae; Streptophyta; Magnoliopsida; Malpighiales; Salicaceae
Product: PAP-specific phosphatase HAL2-like
Exons: 3
Coding region: 288-1688 (466 amino acids)
Biological process (GO): sulfate assimilation; phosphatidylinositol phosphate biosynthetic process
Molecular function (GO): 3'(2'),5'-bisphosphate nucleotidase activity
Source: RefSeq, a predicted model, not a curated record
GUACCAAAUAAUGGGAGACCUCUUCAUCAUUGCCUCAAAUACUCUCCGAAAUCUUUAGUUCUGUACCAGAGAUGAGAGAGAGAUCUGGGAAGCCAAGCCAACUGCUUGACUGACUGCCUGGGUCAAUUUUAUCAGCUUGUCACCUUCUCUUAGCCAACCUCCUCUUUUUUUAUAUCAUGCUGCACAGAGCAUUUAUCAUCGUAAUCAUAUCCCACAAAGCCACAGAGACUGGGAGACAGUGAGAGAGAGAGAGUGGUAUCAGAGUCAUCAAACCCAUUAAAACUGAUAUGCCUUUAAAUUGCUCAAGCUUGGCUACCAAAUUCCCACAUACCUUGGGAGGACUAAAAACUACUGCUACAACAACAACAAUCCAUGUAGGAAGAGGAGGUUUUUUUAACUUGAUUAAUAAAACCCAUCAAAACAAUUCUCUCUACAUUGCUUCCCUUUCUUUAAACAAGAGAAACAGCAGCCAAAGAUACUGUCUUUCUUCUUCUUCUUCUUCUUUUGUAAUGGAGGACACUAAAGACAUGGGCUUUUCUACUCUAGAACCUGGAAAGUAUUCAAAUGAAUUGGAUAUUGCUGUAAGGGCUGUGCAGAUGGCUUGUUUUCUUUGUCAGAAAGUGCAGGAAAGUUUGAUUUCUAAAACUACUAGUCAGGUACAAGCCAAGGAUGACAAUUCUCCAGUUACUAUUGCAGAUUGGAGCGUCCAAGCUACUGUCAGCUGGAUACUGUCUGAGACCUUAGGGAGUAGGAAUGUGGCGAUUAUUGCCGAGGAAGAUGUUCAGAAUCUCUCCAAAGCUGAUUCAGCUGGCCUAUUAGAAGCUGUAGUUCAGACUGUGAAUGAUUGUCUAGCUGAAGCACCUCGUUUUGGUCUUAAAGCUCCAGGAACAUCCCUUGGCAGUUCAGAGGUUCUUGAAGCAAUCAGUCGUUGCAACUCAACAGGGGGCCCUAAUGGAAGGUUUUGGGCACUUGACCCUGUUGAUGGUACAUUGGGAUUUGUUCGUGGAGAUCAAUAUGCUGUUGCUUUAGCUUUGAUAGAGGAUGGCGAAGUUGUUCUUGGAGUUCUCGGUUGCCCCAACUACCCAAUGAGGAAAGAAUGGCUCAGUUAUCACCAUCGCUAUCAUAGAAUUAUUUCUAAGUUGACCCCACCAACAUCAGAAUCUUGGGAUAAAGGCUGUGUGAUUUAUACAAGAAGAGGCAGUGGUGAAGCCUGGAUGCAACCUCUAAUACAAGGACAUAAGAAGCUAGUGUGGCCAAACUCUGCAACGCCAGUCAAAGUAUCCACUAUUGAAAAUCCAGCACUGGCAACCUUCUGUGAACCAGUUGAGAAGGCAAAUUCAAGCCACUCCUUCACAGCAGGACUAGCUCACAGCGUUGGGCUUAGGAAACAACCAUUGCGAGUGUACAGUAUGGUGAAAUAUGCCGCGAUAGCUCGUGGAGAUGCUGAGAUUUUCAUGAAGUUCGCCAGGGCUGGCUACAAGGAGAAGAUUUGGGAUCAUGCAGCCGGUGUUAUUAUCAUUCAAGAGGCCGGUGGUGUGGUUACUGAUGCUGGAGGACGUCCACUGGACUUCUCAAAAGGUAUGUACUUGGAAGGUCUUGAUCGGGGAAUAAUUGCUUGUGCUGGAGCCAAAUUACAUGAAAAGAUUAUCAGGGCUGUGGAUGCUAGCUGGAACUCCUCUAGUUUGUAAGGCUUUUGUUGCAUAUGAUAUAAAUACAUGCAAAUAAGGUUACUAGACAGGAUGGGGAAAUGAUUGGUUUAUUAACAUUCCUAUUCUUGUUAUAUAAAGGAUCAUAGAGACCAGCUAGCAUCUGUAACGCCCUUGUGAGGUUCUGUUCUGUAUGCAGACUGUAGGGUAAAAAACAAAAACCUCCAUUGUAAAGAAUGCUUUCAAAUCUAUGCUCCCGUCAGCAAUUUGCAAGAAUAUAAAUAAAUGAUGGUGUUCAAGUUC